This is a messenger RNA of Lachancea fermentati, 1203 nucleotides long. Lineage: Eukaryota; Fungi; Ascomycota; Saccharomycetes; Saccharomycetales; Saccharomycetaceae. The record is from the annotation of a GenBank genome assembly.
AUGUCGUACUCGCAGCUUGAGACAAGAUCAUUUGGAAACGAUGACUGGUGUCUUGGGUUUCAGCCAAUCCUUAGCAAAGGGAUUCUUACCUCGCUAAGCAAUGGAUUUGUACAUUUACUUGACUGGCAGACUGCGAAGUCUAUAAUGAAUAUAUCAGCCCAUAAUAAACCCAUCAAAGACAUGAAGUUAAUAAAUGGCGACUCUAAUGGUGGCUCAAUUUUUGCAACCGCUAGCGAAACAUGCGUUAAGAUCUUUGACAUUAGAUCCAAUCAGUGCAUUGCCUCAUUGCACAACGAUAAAUCGGCACCUUUUUUGUCACUCGAUUCGCAUCACGAUAUGCUAGCGUGUGGUACGGAACUAUCUGGAAUUGAUGCAGAAAUUCACAUAUAUGAUAUUAAGAGAUGGGACACCCCACUGAGAUCGCUGGUGGACUCUCAUCACGAUGAUGUCACGACCAUCAAAUUUCAUCCAAGCGACCGCAAUGUACUUAUGAGCGGAUCUACAGAUGGCUACGUGAAUAUCUAUGACUUAACCCAACAAGAGGAAGAUGAUGCUUUGCACCAAGUGAUAAACUUCGCUUCGAUCCAUUCUUGUGGUUGGUUGGCACCAAAUCGGAUCUUCACAUUAUCUCACAUGGAGACAUUUGGAGUUCAUGAGCUGAAUGAUAAAUCUGAUGAACCCAAGGAGCCUCAGCCGGCGGACUUCGGCGAUGUCAGACAAAAAUGGGGUUGCGACUAUGUGGUAGACGUGUAUCCCGGCUUCAUUGCGACCGGAAGAACUGAAGAAGGUAAAGGAGAGCUCAAAUUACUGCCAUUUUCCAACGAAAUGGUUGAUAAAGAGAGUUUGAUUAUACCCCGUGCGCAUGGAGAUGAAGUUGUAAGGGAUGUGUUCAUUCCUUACCAGCAGUCUAACCUUCUUUACUCAUGUGGUGAAGAUGGUUGCGUCAGGAUAUGGAAGUCAAAUUGUGGCGCUUUGAAAGUUCCGCAAGAGCUUUGGGACUACUCAAAACCAAUGAAUGUUUUUGAAAACAGUGUGGUGGAAGUCGAGAUGGGCGAUGUAAGUAGCCACAAUACGGAUGCAAUUGCAAGCAACGACCGGCCUGGUGACCACACUAUUGAAGAGAGCAAAGCAAAAAUUGAGAGGAAAGGUAAGAAGGAUAAAGGAAAGAGAAAGGACAAGAAACAUCGGUACAAACCAUAUUAA